GCCACUUCCUCAAAAAGACAUAACACGCUCCUCGCAAACACCUCCGACUGCACGACGCAGGUAAACACACUCGCACACGGCUGUACGUCUGUGUCCGUCCGUGCUCUCCUGUCAUCAGGAUGGAGGCGUUCAGCUCAAAGGACAUGGCCAUGAAGGCCCAGAAGAAGAUCCUCAGUCACAUGGCCAGUAAGUCAGUGGCUCAUAUGUUCAUCGAUGACAACAGCAGCGAGGUUCUGGACGAGCUGUACCGCGUCUCCAAGGAGCACACGGGGAACCGCAACGAGGCCCAGAAGGUGGUGAAGAACAUGAUCAAGAUCGCCGUGAAGGUGGGGGUUCUGUUCAGACACGAAAAGUUCAGCGCAGACGAGCUGAGUGUGGCGCAGGACUUCAGGAAAAAACUCCACCAAGGAGCCAUGACGGCCAUCAGCUUCCAGGAGGUGGAGUUCACCUUUGAUAAGAGCGUGAUGAUGGAGCUGCUGGCCGAGUGUCGAGACUUACUGCUGAAGCUGGUGGAGAAGCACCUGACGCCCAAGUCUCUGGACCGCAUCAGACACGUGUUCAACCAUUACUCGGACCCGGAGCUGCUCACGCACCUGUACGACCCGCAGGGCACGCUGUGGCCCAAGCUCGGCAAGAUCUGCAGCGGCCUGAACCGCAUGAUCGAGGAGGGCAAGCUCUGAACACAGAGCUGGACUGAAAGACUGGACUUCAGAGCUUCUGGACCUGUGCUGCUCACAGAGACACUGAGCUCAGGGAAGCAGAGAGGCACUCGGGUCUGAACGCAUCUCUCAUGUCUGAUCGGGAGAGUCUCACUAAACACGUGCAGCUCAUACUUCCAUGAGACAGUCCACCCAAAAAAAAAAAAAAUCAGCAUUCUGUCAUUGUUUACUGACCUCAUGUCAUUGAACGACAACGUUCUCAGAAGGUUCUCUCAAAAUUAUGAACUAACAUUCUUCCCGUGACGUUAACGGAACAUUCACUCAAAGUUAUGGCGUGACAUACAAAACAUUUAGUUGGCAAAACGUUAAUAUUUUUAUUAGCUGGGAACUCGAGGAAGUAAAUGGGGUCCAAUAAAAUACAUUUAGUGUUCCAGUCAGUUUUGGAACAAAUAAAUGGUGACAGAAUGAUCAUUUU
Messenger RNA from Sinocyclocheilus grahami, 1134 nucleotides. RefSeq names its product tumor necrosis factor, alpha-induced protein 8-like 2a (gene tnfaip8l2a). The transcript has 2 exons. Gene Ontology annotation, biological process: regulation of apoptotic process. Lineage: Eukaryota; Metazoa; Chordata; Actinopteri; Cypriniformes; Cyprinidae. Gene Ontology annotation, cellular component: cytoplasm. The record is from RefSeq and is a predicted model, not a curated record. Bases 120 to 680 code for a protein of 186 amino acids.